Molecule: messenger RNA, 1650 nt
Organism: Gracilinanus agilis (Agile Gracile Mouse Opossum)
Lineage: Eukaryota; Metazoa; Chordata; Mammalia; Didelphimorphia; Didelphidae
Gene: TULP1
Product: TUB like protein 1
Exons: 14
Coding region: 1-1650 (549 amino acids)
Biological process (GO): protein localization to cilium
Cellular component (GO): cilium
Molecular function (GO): actin filament binding
Source: RefSeq, a predicted model, not a curated record
AUGCCUCUGGAGGACAACAUCCUCCGAGAAGUCUGGGCCUCUGAAAGUGAGCAGGAAGAGGAAGCCAGGAGUCCAGAGCCACAGGCGCGCCCCAAACAGCGUCUCGCCGCAGGGCAGAAGCCAAGAAAGAAGCGGCCUGAGACCCAGGAGUGCCCCAGCCCCGCCGAAGCCAAACCCCGGAGAAGCGCAGCCGCAGGGCGUGGGGACGAGCGGGGGGCGCCACCGCAGGCCGGGAGGAAGGGGCGGCGGCGGGAUGAGCAGCUCAAGCCUCCUGCGGAGCCGAAUCCCUAUGCCAAGUUCAUCCGGGACCCCGAGAGAAAGAAGCCAAGUCCAGGGGAAACUUUCCUCGUAGCCCGAGCCCCAAACGUGCAGGAGGAGGAAGAAGAAGAGGACGAGGAAGAGGACGAGGAGGAAGAGGAAGACAAAAAGAAAGAGAAAGUCUCUCUUUUAAAACCUUCCAAGAAAGUCCUCAAAGGGAAAACAGAUGGAAAUGAGAAGGGAAAGGGUGCCCAGCCCCAAGGAGAUCUGGAAAGCCCUGCUGUUCUUCGAAAAGCUGUUCGAAACAAGAAGAAGGAGGCAGCAGCAGGAGUUUCUUCUGGGGAAGAGCCUAAGAUAAGAAAGGGCAAGAAGAAAGGAUCUAGUGAGGCUGAAAGGGACUCCAGUGAAACACCCACUGGAAACAAAAAGAUUCCAGGAUCCAUGUUCCAGGUUGGAGGAGGUGGCCCUACGGAAAAACCAUUGAAGAAGAAAGCCUCCCCCAAAGUUCCAGAAGCUGAGAGUGAGGAGGAAGAGGCAACAACCAAGAACAGCAACCGAAAAGGGAAAGGGAAAGGGAAAGGGAAAGUCCCAAAGAAGGAGGAAAGGCCCCCUUCACCCCCCAUCGAAGUGGACGACCCCAAGGAGUUUGUGCUGCGCCCAGCCCCACAGGGCAGGACUGUUCGGUGCCGGGUCACCCGUGACAAGAAGGGGAUGGACCGGGGAUUGUACCCCUCCUACUACCUGCACUUGGACAGUGACCGAAAGGUAUUCCUCCUAGCUGGCCGAAAACGGAAACGGAGCAAGACAGCCAAUUAUCUCAUCUCUGUAGACCCCACCAAUCUGUCCCGGACUGGGGAAGACUUCAUUGGCAAGCUCAGGUCCAACCUUAUAGGGUCCCGAUUCACUGUGUUUGACAAUGGAAAGAAUCCCCAUCAAGGAGGUGCAGAUGUGGGAACCUACCGACAGGAGAUGGCAGCUGUCAUCUAUGAAACCAACGUUCUGGGCUUCCGGGGACCCCGAAGAAUGACAGUCAUCAUCCCAGGGAUGAGCUCAGAAAGCGAGAGGAUCCCAAUUCGGCCCCGAAAUGCUAGCGAUGGGCUCCUGGUACGCUGGCAGAACAAAAAUAUGGAGAAUCUGAUUGAACUGCACAACAAGACACCAGUCUGGAAUGAAGAGAGUGGCUCCUAUACCCUCAAUUUCCAAGGACGGGUCACCCAGGCCUCUGUCAAGAACUUCCAGAUUAUACAUUUGGAUGACCCUGACUAUAUUGUGCUGCAGUUUGGCCGAGUGUCAGAAGAUGCAUUCACUCUGGACUAUAGAUACCCACUUUGUGCCCUACAAAGCUUUGCUAUAGCCCUCUCCAGCUUUGAUGGGAAGCUGGCCUGCGAGUGA